AUGUUCGGCUUCACAUACAUUACUGUCCUCGUCGCAAUGCUCGCUUCCACCCAGGUCGCUCUUUCCGCUCCUAUGCCGGACGUUGCUGCAUUCCAAGAGGCUGGUCUUGAGAAGCGCUCACCAGAACCGGUGAUGCAACUCCUUGAAGCCCGAGGAAAUUGCCCUAGCAAAGGUUCCGUCCCAACCCUGACUUUCAAAGCCUGCUACGAAUGCCCCAAGCCACUCGCUCCUUGCAAGCCGUGUCACCCUCAAUUCAGGAACAUUGCAGAGCCGUUCCUUCAGAAGCACUAUAAGAAAGAUAAAAACUUGCAGUCCAAAGGGUAUACCUCGGCCACCAUCACUCGGUACGACACUCAACCUAACUGGGUUCACGUUCAGUAUCACCAAUGCGAUAACCCCAAGGUCAUUGCUCCUGCAUCCUACAACCUCGACGUCAAGCCAUAG
Messenger RNA from Serendipita indica DSM 11827, 444 nucleotides. Lineage: Eukaryota; Fungi; Basidiomycota; Agaricomycetes; Sebacinales; Serendipitaceae. The record is from the annotation of a GenBank genome assembly.